GAGGCAGGGCCCGAGAUGGCGGCGCCCUGGAGGGCAUGAAAGGACCGCUCAUGUCUGUGAACGGAACGGUGUGGGGGCGUGUGCGGAGCCGUCUCCGAGCCUUCCCCGAGCAUCUGGCGGCCUGUGGAGCUGAGGCCUCGGCGUAUGGCAAGUGCGUGCAGCAGGCGUCCACCGCCCCAGGAGGCCGCCUGAGUAAGGACCUCUGCGUUCGCGAGUUCGAGGCCCUACGGAGCUGCUUCGCCGCCGCGGCCAAGAAGACCAUGAUGGGAGGCUCCUAGGAAGAGUGGUGGGCACGGGGACCCUGUCCUGACAGCACGCAUGUGGGCAGCAGAGUUCCUGCUGUGUAAUGGUUCCUCCCACCCUGAACCAUGGGCAGGCAGGGCAGGGCUAUUUCCCGGCAGUGUGUAUAUGAGGAUCUGGAUUUGGUUGAGAUGUAACAUGAAGAUGAUUUAAUUUUGUACA
Molecule: messenger RNA, 462 nt
Organism: Mus caroli (Ryukyu mouse)
Lineage: Eukaryota; Metazoa; Chordata; Mammalia; Rodentia; Muridae
Gene: Ndufaf8
Product: NADH:ubiquinone oxidoreductase complex assembly factor 8
Biological process (GO): mitochondrial respiratory chain complex I assembly
Cellular component (GO): mitochondrion
Source: RefSeq, a predicted model, not a curated record